AUAUACCCUAAAACUAGAAAGAAGCAACUAAGUGAGAAAGAUGGGAAACUCCCAUCCAGAUACAUAGAAAGUAAAUAUUGAAUCAAUUUUUCAAAAUAAAAAAUAAGAAUAGUUUACAAAGUUGGUAACAUAAAGCGAGUAUAAAGUGAAAUAGGAAGGUAUGUUUAUCAUUAAUUUGAAUGGAAGUGCUUCAUUAGGCGUACUCGUAAGAAAAACAAUAAAACAUCAUUCUUUAAUUAUCCUUUUGAAUGCAAGUGAUUUACGAGCCUGCUUGUGUUAAUCAAGGUAAGUAUACUUUUACACUUAAACAUACAUCAGAUUGAUGAUAUAGUUGAAGAGUGUCAGUCUUAUGUUCAAAAAGUGAAAUUCCUGGUUUACUUCUUUUCUUUUAAUCAGAAAAAAAUGAAUUGAUAAAAAAAAAGGAUUUUGGGGCUGUUGACUUUUGACUAUUGGACUGUGGUACAGUUGCAGGACGCUUGCAGAAAACUAAAUUAUAUCAGUAGAUUUAGAGAUAAUACCUAUAACCUAUCUUCUGCUAUGGUGGUUUUAGCUAAACCACUGCGCAAGUGUAUAAAGUAUACGUGGAAGACAAUACUUCAACGUUCUGAUGUGAUUUGUCUAAAAUAUCAAAAUUAAUGUCCUUAAUCGUCUUGUUACAAGUUGAAUCAUAUAUUUAAAGCAGCAGCCUUUUUUCUAGCUUGCAAUCCAGUGUAUACUAAUCAGCAAGAAACAAAUCAAAAUCAAGUUUUUGACUCUGUGCAUACAAGUUGUCAAGUUUCUUCUCCCUAUUGGUUUACUUGAUUUAUUUGCUCUUUGUACAAAACAGCUGUAUUGCUAACUGCCAAAGACCAACUUGAGCAUCUAACCAAUAAUAAUUUUGUUGCUUCAAUGUGGGGUACCCAAAUAGAAAGAUCAUUAAUUUGGAUAAGAUUAUGUACUUCCAGAGUGAAAACCGUGUAAGUCUCCAUUCGCAUUAACUACAUAAUCAAUUCUGAUGUAUCCAUAGGGACCCUUUUUUCAGUCACAAAUUCUCUCUUCUCUCUCUCUCUAUAUAUAUAUAUAUAGUUUCUAUCUUUUUAUACAUCCCAAAUAAACCAAUCCUGUUCAAUAGUUCUUGUUUCUUAAAGAUGGCCACAGAAGAAGAAAUUUCAACUCUGAAACUGAUGCGCCAAUAUCUCUUGGGAGAUAUUUCGGACCCGUUUCUCACUAACCUCAUCCCUGUAAAAGUUGAAGACUCCUCAUCAGAACUUGAUUUGGAUUCAAACUCUUCAGAACAAAGCAACUGCUGCAGGUUUCUAGAAUACUUUGAUUUUGAAGCAGACAAAGAACUGACAGAUCUCAGUUCUCAUCAUAAUAUCCAAAACUCCAUUGCUAAAAGUCCACUCAAGAAUUCUGAUCUGGCAGAUCCAAUUGUGCCAGUGAAAAAGGAAGUAACAUGUUGUUAUGAGGCAAGGCGUUACAGAGGAGUGAGGAGAAGACCAUGGGGGAAGUUUGCUGCAGAAAUCCGUGACCCCAAAAGGAAAGGGAGCAGGGUGUGGCUAGGUACGUAUGACAGUGAAAUUGAUGCUGCUAAAGCUUAUGAUUGUGCUGCCUUCAGAAUGAGGGGUCAGAAGGCUGUAUUGAAUUUCCCUUUGGAGGCUGGAAGGUCUCAUCCAGAACCCAACACUUCUGGCAGGAAGAGAAGAAGAGACUGCACUGCAACUGUCACAACUUCAACUCAUGUAUGUCAUGAAAAAUAAGUCAGUGUAGGACUCAGUACCAUGUUUUUUUUUGUCAGUUAAAUAAGUUAAUGCAAAGGUUUCUUAUCUAAAACCUUUAGUUAUGGCUAAGUGAAGUUCAAUUCAACAGUUCUCAAAGAAA
Messenger RNA from Vigna radiata var. radiata (mung bean), 1860 nucleotides. Its product is annotated as ethylene-responsive transcription factor ERF106. Bases 1128 to 1739 code for a protein of 203 amino acids. Gene Ontology annotation, biological process: ethylene-activated signaling pathway; regulation of DNA-templated transcription. Gene Ontology annotation, molecular function: DNA-binding transcription factor activity; DNA binding. The record is from RefSeq and is a predicted model, not a curated record. The transcript has a single exon. Lineage: Eukaryota; Viridiplantae; Streptophyta; Magnoliopsida; Fabales; Fabaceae.